AUGUCGAUUUCCUGGAUAAUUCUCUUGGAGUCAAUUUCUGGCACCAAACAUGCUGAGGAGGAGUGCGAGAGCGACCUGGUGGAGCGAAUGCCCGCCCUGGAAGGUCCGUUUUCAGCUCUCCAUACCCUGCAGCUGACAAACACCUCAUUUGUCAACUGCAUAAACGAUCCACCAGGACCUGCCAAGUUGGGCAUGGAAAAUGUGAAAAAAAGGCCAGAAAGAAAACCUGAUUCAACUGGAAGCGGUAGUUCCAAAAUGGUUGCAAGGCACCUGAAAUUCCUCGACUCCUUGAAGACUUCUGACAAAGAGAAUUUCCUCCCAGCUGUAAUGAAGAGAAGUAGAGAGAAGUUGUGGACUUUCAGCCAGGUGGACUUUCAGCCAUCUUUCAUAGAGCCAGCUGUAUCAUCUGCCUGCAAAGGCUUGUGCCAAGGAGUUGGAUCCAUGGAAGCGUACGACCGGGUGGCAAAGGUGGGCCCAAAACAUCAAGAACUCAGGAAAGAGGAAGGGUUGCUCACUCUACUGAUGCAGAAGCUCAAUACGGACAGAGACGAACUAAAGAAAGUAAUUGACCGCCUCCGGGACCUGAACGAUGAACUUGAAUCACUUAAUAACCGGAAGAAAGAGCUUGAAAACAACAUUGAGGAAGGCUCUCAGAAGCUGGAAAGGGCUGAAAAGAUGAGCUUGGGAGGAAAGGAGGAUUGGGGCACGGAAGCAGCAAGCUAUAAUCUUUCCAUUAUCGAGGUGUCUGACUCCACUUACGUAAGGACUUUGGAGAAUGCCAUCCAGUUUGGAACCCUAGUCUUGCUUGAAAAUAUCGGCGAGGAAGAGUUGGGUGCCCUCUCAGAGCCAGUGCUGCUAAUGGCAACUUUCAAACAGCAGGGUGUAGAGUACAGGAGACUGAGAGAGAACGUUAUUGAGUACUCAAGCAAUUUCAAGUUUUUACUCAAUGGAUUUCAAGUGGAAUACUACUUGGAGGAGUCUGACCACGUCACCAAGGAGCCCAUGUCUCUGGUUAUGUUGAAACAGGUAGAUUUUAUGGAAAUUUGUAUCUGUUUUCAUUAUCUACUGUAUCCGUUGCAAGAUCAGUAUUAUGAACAGAGACUGAGAGAGAAUGUUCUUGAGUACUCAAGCAAUUUCAAGUUUUUACUCAAUGGAUUUCAAGUGGAAUACUACUUGGAGGAGUUUGAUCAGGUCACCAAGGCGCCCCUGACAGCUCUUCAGCCAACCUGGAUUCAGACCUCCGCAGAAACGGAGAAAAUGGUGGUUCUCUUAGAAAAAGUAACCACUGAGGUUUCUGAUGCCAAGGAACAGCUAGUGGGUGCAGAUGAAAAGGAAGCCAAUGAAGCGGCCGCCAUUGCCCAGGGUAUUCAGGAGGAGUGCGAGGGAGACCUUGCCGAGGCAAUGCCAGCCCUGGACUCUCCCCUUCCGGCUCUCCACACCCUGAACCUGGCAAAUACCUCCUUUUUCAAACCCAUGCCGGAUCCGAAUGGACCUGUCACGCUGGCCAUGGAGAGCGUGAAAGAAGGGGUCAGGGCCGUUGAAGAGCACGACCGUGCCGCAAAUGUGGUGGCACCCAAACAUGAACAACUGAGAGAAGCUGACGGUUUUGCCCCCGGUGAGAAUGAAUGA
Molecule: messenger RNA, 1629 nt
Organism: Podarcis muralis (Common wall lizard)
Lineage: Eukaryota; Metazoa; Chordata; Lepidosauria; Squamata; Lacertidae
Source: RefSeq, a predicted model, not a curated record